This is a messenger RNA of Lampris incognitus (smalleye Pacific opah), 1448 nucleotides long. RefSeq names its product family with sequence similarity 162 member A (gene fam162a). Gene Ontology annotation, cellular component: mitochondrion. The transcript is spliced from 5 exons. Bases 183 to 671 code for a protein of 162 amino acids. The record is from RefSeq and is a predicted model, not a curated record. Gene Ontology annotation, biological process: cellular response to hypoxia; neuron apoptotic process; positive regulation of release of cytochrome c from mitochondria. NCBI's taxonomy places the organism in Eukaryota, Metazoa, Chordata, Actinopteri, Lampriformes, Lampridae.
UUUGAUCAGGCGCACAGUAUAGCCACCUAUGCCGGGAGGUCCCGCACUGGCUGUGUGUUUGGUAAGACCGCCGGACGCUCAUCGAAGCUGCGUAACUUCUAGCGGCCGAGGAGGAACUUCUGGCACUUCGACACGAUUUCACGUCCUAAGACUCAGGUUGACGGUUUGACAUCACAGCCCACAUGAACUUCACCAAGUCCAGGACUGCCGUCAGCAGCCUCGUGGGUCAGUUGCGCAGACAUGUGUUUGAGACAGGGAGUCGAAGAAGGUUUUGCAGUAAACCUCAAGAGGCAAAAGCCGAGCCUCCGCCCGCAGCUCCAGCUCAUGCACCACAUCUUGGGUUCAAGAUCCCAGGCUAUAGGCCAUCAGAUAUGGAUAAGAAGAUUCUAGUCUGGUCCGGACGCUUCAAGACUGUAGACCAGAUACCAGAGCUUGUGUCGUUUGAAAUGCUUGAUGCUGCUAAAAACAAGGUUAGAGUGAAGGCCUGUUAUGGGAUGAUGGUGGCCACCAUUGGAGCCUGUCUCUUGAUGGUCUUCUUGGGCAAACGGGCUGCUGGCAGGCAUGAGUCUCUAACCAGCCAGAACAUGGAAAAGAAAGCCAGGUGGAGGGAGGAAAUGCAGAGAGAAAGGGAAGCCGCUGCAGCCGCAGCCAUGUCUGAAAAGCCUCAGUGAUUGGGACCGAUGUUUUUUCAUCACCCAACCUGUUAUGUCCCCACAAAAAACGGGGUUCCCCAGGGUCUCCUUUUUCCUUGUUGUUACCAUGUUACAGCCCCCAACUCACACCUUCUGUGGGCAGGUAGAGGUACCAAAUGAUAUCCCAAGACUGGAUAUCAAGUAGCAUAGCCAGUGCUCCUACUACAACCAUGAGACUGUUAAUGCGUGAAGCUCUUAAGCUUGAGGAACACCUAUUAUGAGUAGUUUGAUUCAAAAUUACUUGAUGUUUGGUUUGAGAGAAUAUAUAAAGAUUAAAAAAACUGGCACCUGUUCUGAGGAUUCUCCAUGAACAAUUUGUCUGAGCAGCAGAUGGUGACUGUGCUCCACUACAUUGUAAAUACACACUUCUUCGUAAGCGAGGGGAAACAUCUGAUGUGAAAAUAUGUAGUGGUGUUUGGUGAGAGUCGAAGGAGAAAGGAAAACCUCGGAAUGACAAGUGUGUUGAUUGCAAAUAAGUUUUAAGUGCUGAUGGCUUUUCAUCUGUGAAAUGCUUGGUAUAUUGUACAGAUAUCUUAGGAGAGUUGGGUCCUAGGUGGUUUUAGUCGAUCUAGUUCUCAAUGUGAGACCAUUGGCGGUAGAUAGAAGCCAUCUUGUUGUUCACUGCUUGGUUCUGUCCUUUGCUUAUAUCCACGUCAACAGGACUGCAUCUGUAAUGAUCUUAUUAAAGUUGUGUAUUGUUGAACCGAUCGGAUGAUCACAAGAAAUAAAACCAGUACUCUUUAUGACUUGCUGUCA